ACAAAACGUGCACGCGCUUGCUCGUUCUGGGUCGCGCGCAUUAUCUCCAGUGUCGUAGGCACUGUGACUUUAAGAACGAUUUUUAUAUAUAAAUAUAUAAAUAAAUAAUAGAUUCUUCCGGUCCAUUAUAACAAACGGCAAAUAUUGUAUCAGACAGCGAAGGGGGUAUAACAAGGAUCUGCGUCUACGCUAAAAACAGCGGGUUUUUUCCCCUUCAUCAUGGUGAAGAUCAGCUUUCAGCCCAUCGCGGGACAAAAAAACGAGAAAGAGGAGGGUGAUGGAGAUAAAACUCAAAUAUUCAUUCCGCAUUCACACGUGGAAGAGGAGCUGGUCUUGCCUGUCGGACGGAAACGCUCCUCUCUGAGUGGACUUUGCUGUCUGACAACUGCACUGAUUGUCUUCACCUGCAGUUUGAUAUAUGCUUCAAUUUAUAUCUACCGUUACUACAUCAUUCCUCAGGUUCCGGAUCAGAGUCGAUUCCACUGCCGUGUCGUGUACGAGGACUCUGUGGCUGCUCCACUGCGGGGGUCUCACGAGCUGGAAGAGAGCGUUGGGAUCUACCUGAAGGAAAACUACGAGCAAAUCAGCAUACCCGUGCCCGACUUCAGCAACACAGACCCUGCUGACAUCAUUCAUGAUUUCAACAGGGGUUUGACGGCUUACCAUGAUAUUGCCUUAGAUAAAUGUUAUGUCAUCGAGCUCAACACCACUGUGGUUAUGCCACCUCGUAACCUCUGGGAACUUCUCAUUAAUGUCAAGAAAGGGACUUACCUCCCCCAGACUUACAUUGUUCAGGAAGAGAUGGUCGUGACUGGCCGCGUUAAUAAUAUGCAUCAGCUUGGCCGCUUUAUUUACCGUCUGUGCAACGGUAAAGAUACGUACAGGCUCCGUCGCCGCACCUCACGCCGUCGUAUCACCAAGCGUGAUGCGCAGAACUGUCACCGAAUCCGUCACUUCGAGAACACGUUCGUGGUGGAGACAGUGAUUUGUGAGACUCCAUAGGCUGUUUGUCUCUUUGCCCCACCUACUUCUGAUGAGAUCACACCCUUUGGUCUCAGUAGCCACACCCCUUUGAAAAUCACAUUCUUUACCUCUAAUUCUUCAUGUCUUCACACCCCAUUUCUCUCUCUUUUUGUACUUCUCUCUCUCUGUACCCAGUAAUUCGUUACAAAUGUUCCCUUGAAGGUGUCUGAACAGUUCGUUUCUGCAUAUUUGCAAUAAUGAGCAUAUUCAAAUCGACGCAUUUAAAAAUGUAACAGUAGCAUCUAAAGUCUUAAAAUGAGAAGAUUACAUGGGCAUUAAGCUGCACAAUGCCUGCAUGCUCGUACCUGCGUGUAACUGGCUGUUUGUGCACCAUCAAACUGCUCUUUGCUCUCUUAUAUAUUUGUGUGUUUUAAGAUCUAUUCUUGGAUAGAGAUGCACCGGAACUGGCCAAAAAUACCAUAAAAUGAUGCAAAAGACCAAAAAAUAUCAGAAAGCAUCACUCUAACAUUCAGUCUCUGAAUUCAGUUAAUGUACACUAGACUACAAAACAAUAAAAGCACAUUAUUAUAAGAGAGUUUGCUUGUGCAGACACAUUUGGAAGGGUAAAGGGUCUUCUUAGGCACAAUAUUUGCUUUUUCUUUCGAUGCAUCACUAUUCAUGGAUAUCCUAACUGAUCCUAGUGGCGGUAAAAGCGAAAAGAUGAAAAUCGCAGCCAUCAUUACAUCUAUCACAUGUGUUCGUUUUCUACGUAUCUCAAUAUCCAGUAUGUUACGGUAGUGCUUUUACUACAAGCUUCCUGUGCCACUUCCUCUUUUCUUCUUAUCCUCCUGCAUGCUUUUCAAGACUACACAUGCAUUGUUUGAGUAUUUUCUUAUCAUAUGAGCAAAGCCUUAGGCCAGAUUCAUGCCCUGGACUAAUGUAUACAAUCUUAAAAGCUCUUCGUGUUUAUGUGUGUGUUGAAGUUAAAAACCUUGUUUAGUUGGGUGAAGCAAACAUGUAAAUAAACCAACAAGACCUAG
Labeo rohita (rohu) is the source of this 2003-nucleotide messenger RNA. RefSeq names its product integral membrane protein 2Ca (gene itm2ca). Gene Ontology annotation, biological process: negative regulation of amyloid precursor protein biosynthetic process. The transcript is spliced from 6 exons. Lineage: Eukaryota; Metazoa; Chordata; Actinopteri; Cypriniformes; Cyprinidae. The coding region runs from base 220 to 1002 and encodes 260 amino acids. Gene Ontology annotation, molecular function: amyloid-beta binding. Gene Ontology annotation, cellular component: plasma membrane; extracellular exosome; Golgi apparatus. The record is from RefSeq and is a predicted model, not a curated record.